Messenger RNA from Cercospora beticola, 726 nucleotides. RefSeq lists its product as uncharacterized. The record is from RefSeq and is a predicted model, not a curated record. Lineage: Eukaryota; Fungi; Ascomycota; Dothideomycetes; Mycosphaerellales; Mycosphaerellaceae.
AUGGCAGCCACGCAGGACACGCCCAAACGCCAGCGCGAAGAAGAUGUCGCCACACCGCCGGCGUCGAAGCGCUCAAGAUACGACUUUGUCAAUGCUGUGAAAGUGGUCGCCGGUAGUGGCAAAAAGCAGAAGAUCUUCGUUCUCCACUGCGAGGUCGUCUGCAGACGCUCGCAUUUUCUCAAGCAAAAGUGCCUCGAGCUUGACACCAAGGAUGAUGCGGACAGAGUCAUCGAGUUGCCAGUUGUGACGCCAGCAUCUUUCAAAGCUUACGCCAAGUAUCUUUACGAAGAGGAUUGCGAGUUGCACGUCUCAGUGUCCUCCAGACUCAUCCCGUUGAGCGAAUACAAAGACCUGUUCGAGAGGAUGCGCGUCCUGGGAAAAUACUGGCAGAUGGGAGAUAUUCUCCAGGACGCCGUGUUCACCAACAAGACCAUCGACAGCCUAAUUCUGCUCAUGCUCGAAGUCGACCGCGCGCACCUUGCCGCCUUUGCAGCCACAGCUGGCCUGACAGUCCCCGAAUUCCCCAAGCUGCGGAGGCUUGCCGUUGACGUUUUGGCCAAGCGCGUCACAGCCACUGACAUGUGCUGUCUUUGGCGUCUGAACCGUGAAUUGAUGUGGGAAAUCCAAGUGGCAAUGCUGCGACUGCGCGACUCCCUGGCGGAGCAAGUCCCGGUCAAUCCUACGUGGCUGGAGGAGCAUCGUCAGAAAGUUCUUGAAGAUGAUUAG